UCCCCCCACACCACCAAAGCCUCAAACGCCCACGUUGGAGCAGUAGCAGCAGCAAAGAGCCGGAGCCCUCCAGCCGUCCGAUCUUCCGACGCAGACGGAUCCGAUGGCCCUCGCUCUCUCCGGCUCCGCUGCUGCCCGCGCGCUCGCCCAGCGGCUGGCCCCGGCCACCGCCAGGGGCUACGCGGCGGCGGCCUCCUCCGGGGCGAUGAGGCGCGGCGCCGCGGCGGCCGCGGACGGGAAGGCGGCCAGGGAGGCCGAGAAGGUCGCGGCCGACGCCUCGUGGGUGCCCGACCCCGUCACCGGCUACUACCGCCCCGCCAACCGCGCCGCCGGCGCCGACCCCGCCGACCUCCGCGCCGCGCACCUCGGACAGACCUACGCACGGGCCUAAAGCCCCGCUCCGCUUGACCCUCCUGGUCCCGCCAUGGAAAACAAAACUGCUACGUUACGUAACGAGGGAAGAGGCAGGCGUGGCUCUUUCGCCGAGCGCCGCGCGCCGCGCGCGGCUUAACGACGCAUCAAUCAUCAUCAUCGAUCCUAUACUACGGGGGAGAUGCAGCCUGGGUGUUUCCCAUUGUGUGUGCGUGCGUGCGUGCGUCUGGGCAGCUGGGCUUGGAUGCCCUGCUAUAGUGUUGGUGUGCUCAGAUCAGAUGUAUUUCUCGUCGAGCAGGGCUUGUACCUUUUAUUUUUAUUUUAUUUUCAAAACAGAGGCAAAGGUUGCCUCAUCUAUUAAUUAAGCAGAAAAAAAAUAAUUAUGGAAAA
Messenger RNA from Aegilops tauschii subsp. strangulata, 762 nucleotides. Its product is annotated as late embryogenesis abundant protein Lea5. Gene Ontology annotation, biological process: response to stress. The record is from RefSeq and is a predicted model, not a curated record. Gene Ontology annotation, cellular component: mitochondrion. Lineage: Eukaryota; Viridiplantae; Streptophyta; Magnoliopsida; Poales; Poaceae.